Messenger RNA from Heterobasidion irregulare TC 32-1, 1914 nucleotides. RefSeq lists its product as uncharacterized. The record is from RefSeq and is a predicted model, not a curated record. Gene Ontology annotation, molecular function: catalytic activity. The transcript is spliced from 12 exons. The coding region runs from base 1 to 1914 and encodes 637 amino acids. Lineage: Eukaryota; Fungi; Basidiomycota; Agaricomycetes; Russulales; Bondarzewiaceae.
AUGGCCGGCGCAGAAGAAAAGUUUCCGAUCGACCUCAAGCAGUUCAAAAAAUUGAAGCUCGAUCCGUCCAAGCCCCAGCUUUCGGACGAGCAGAGGAAGACCCUCAGGGCGAACAUACAGCUCCUACGCGAUGCCAUCGUCCUCUUCACCGCAACGGGCGCAGCUCGCGGCGUGAGCGGACACACAGGUGGUGCCUACGAUACCGUCCCAGAGCUCUGCAUCCUCCUCGCGCUCUUCGAGCACUCUGACCGCUUCUACCCCGUCGUCUUCGACGAAGCCGGUCACCGCGUCGCGACCCAGUACCUCCUCUCCGCACUCGAGGGCCACAUCCCCGCCGAACACCUCCUCCACUACCGCGCCGCCAACUCAAAGCUUCCGGGUCACCCCGAGCUCGGCCUCACCCCGGGCGUCAAGUUCUCCUCCGGCCGCCUCGGCCACAUCUGGCCCCUCGUCAACGGCGUCGCCCUCGCCCACCGCGACAAGACCGUCUUCUGCCUCGGCUCCGACGGCUCCCAGCAGGAGGGCAACGACGCCGAGGCCGCCCGCCUCGCCGUCGCACAGAACCUGAACAUCAAGCUCCUCAUCGACGACAACGACGUCACCAUCGCGGGCCAUCCCUCCGAGUACCUCAAGGGCUUCGAGCUCCCGAAGACUCUCGAGGGCCACGGCCUCAAGGUCUUCACCGUCCAGGGCGAGGACAUCGACCAGCUCUGGGGUGCCGUCGCCAAGGCCGUCACUCACAACGGCCCUGCAGCCAUCGUCUGCAAGCGCGUGAUGGCCCCCGGUGUCGCGGACAUCGAGGGCAGCCCCCACGGCCACGACGUCAUCCCUGUCAAGGGCGCGCUCAACUACUUCAAGGCGCGCGGCUACCCGGCCGACGUCAUCGAGAACAUCCUGCUCAACAUCAAGCCCACGACCGUGCCGUACUUGUACGUCGGCUCGACGCGCGAGAACGGCGCGAACCGCGUCGUCUUUGGCGAGGCCGUCAACCUCGUGCUCGAUGGCCUCAGCAAAGAGGAGGCCGCGAAGAAGGUCAUGGUCAUUGACAGCGACCUGGAGGGCUCGACGGGGCUCAAGGUCAUCCAUCAGAAGCACCCGGAGGUGUUCAUCCCUUCGGGCAUCAUGGAGCGGGGCAACCUGUCCGCGGCCGCCGGGUUCGGGUUCGACGCGGACAAGUUUGGCGUGUUCUCUACCUUCUCGGCGUUCUUGGAGAUGGUCAUCUCUGAGCUCACCAUGGCGCGCCUGAACAACGUGAACUUGCUCUGCCACUUUUCGCAUUCCGGGGUCGACGAGAUGGCUGACAACACCUGCCACUUCGGCAUCAACUCCUUCUUCGCCGACAACGGGCUCGGGGACGUGCAGUCGUGGCUGUACUUCCCCGCGGACCCGCUGCAGAUGGUCGCGAUCGUCAAGCGCGUCUUCUUCGAGCGCGGGCUACGCUUCGUCUUCUCGACGCGCGCAAAGGUGCCGUGGAUCCUGCGGGAGGACGGCGCGCGGUUCUUCGGGGAGGGGUACGAGUUCGUGCCGGGGAAGGACGAGGUCGUGUUGGAGGGCACGGCGGGAUAUGUUGUGUCGUUUGGGGAUAUGUUGUAUAGGAGCUACGACGCGGUGUUGCGGUGCAGGCAGGAGGGCCUCGAUGUCGGGCUGAUCAACAAACCGACGCUGAAUCUGGUGGACGAGCAGGUCAUCAGGAAGAUCGGCACCAGCCCGUUCGUGCUGGUCGUCGAGUCUUGGAACCAGAAGACCGGGCUCGGCUCCAAGUACGGGACGUGGCUGCUCGAGCGUCAGCUCACGCCCAAGUAUGGCUACAUGGGCACCAACAAAGAAGGCUGCGGCGGCCUUCAGGAGCAGAUACCCCAUCAGGGCUUGGAUCCGCAAUCCAUUAUCUUGAAGAUCAAGACGCUGUCUCAUUAG